AUGUCAACGUCAAAUGAAGGUCCAGUUGGAUAUACCCCCCCAGAUGGAGGCUGGGGGUGGGCAGUGGUUGUUGGUGCUUUCAUUUCUAUCGGCUUCUCUUGUGCAUUUGCCAAAUCUAUUUCUGUAUUUUACAAAGAAAUUGAAGGUCUAUUUGAUGCCAGCACCAGUGAAGUGUCGUGGAUCUCCUCCAUCAUGUUUGCUGUCAUGUAUGGGGGCGGUCCCAUCAGCAGUAUCCUGGUGAAUAAGUACGGCAGUCGUGUAGUCAUGAUGGCUGGUGGCUGCUUGUCUGGCUGUGGCUUGGUUGCGGCUUCUUUCUGUAACACCGUUCAGGAGCUUUACUUGUGUAUUGGAGUUAUUGGAGGUCUUGGAUUUGCUUUCAACUUGAAUCCAGCUCUGACCAUGAUUGGCACGUAUUUCUAUAAGAAGCGACCCUUGGCCAACGGACUGACCAUGGCGGGCAGCCCUGUGCUCCUCGCAGUCCUGGCCUCCCUCAAUCAGACUCUCUUUGAUAGCUUUGGUUGUAAAGGAAGCUUCCUAAUUCUUGGGGGCCUCCUACUAAACUGCUGUGUGGCUGGAGCCCUGAUGCGACCCAUAGGACCCAAACCAACACAGGCAGAGACAGUUAAGUGUACAGAAUCCCUUCCGGAAGCUGGAAAAUCUAAUGCAAACAAAGUUGCAGGUGAUGCCAAUGGAAAAUGUAAUGGUGGGAACGACAAAGAGGAGAAAAGAUCCGUCUUCCCAGUAGUUAACCAAUUCCUGAGCUUGUCCCUCUUUACCCACAGAGGCUUCGUUCUGUACCUCUUUGGAAACGUGAUAAUGGUCUUUGGACUGGCUGCCCCAUUAGUCUUUCUUAGUAGUUACGCAAAGAGUCAGCACUAUGCUAGUGAGAAGCCUGCCUUCCUUCUCUCCAUUUUGUCUUUGGUCGAUAUUAUAGCCAGACCUUCCAUGGGACUGAUAGCCAACACCAAGUGGAUAAGACCACGAAUCCAGUAUUUCUUUGCUGCUGCGAUUUUGGCAAAUGGAGUGUGUCAUAUGGUACUGCCUUUUUCUACCAGCUACGUUGGGUUCUGUGUCUAUGCAGGAUGCUUAGGAUUUGCCUUUGGGUGGCUCAGCUCUGUAUUGUUUGAAACACUGAUGGACCUCGUUGGACCGCAGAAGUUCUCCAGUGCCAUGGGAUUGGUGACCAUUGUGGAAUGCUGUCCUGUCCUCCUGGGGCCACCACUGUUAGGUCGUCUCAAUGACAUAUACGGAGACUACAAAUAUACGUACUGGUCAUGUGGUGUGAUCCUGAUGAUUGCCAGUGUCUUUCUCUUCAUUGGUAUGGGCAUCCAUUAUCGACUUGUGGCCAAAGAAGAGAAAGAAGAGAGAAUCAGAAAAAGCAAGAUCCAGAGGGGGAAGCCAAAGGAGUCCCUACAGAAUAACAUAGAGUAGAGAGGCCCUGGGGAGAAGCGUCCCGUCGGAAACCACGGAUAGUCAGAGGAGCUUCUGGCCAAAGAUACUGGAAAACAUUCUACUGAACCAUGUUCACCCAGUGAUGCUUAACGUGGACAGCAGAUACCUUUGUGGAAACAGCCAGGUGUUUAUUGAUGAAACUCUAUUUCAUCCUUUGCAGCAGUCCAAAAUAAACAUCACAUCCUUUGAGGUCUGAGGAUUUGCAGUCGAUGGGGGAAGGAAAUUGCUUUUAUUUGAAGUCAGAUGGAUUAAGGGAUACUUUACAUAUGGCUGAACACCUCAUCAUUUCUAGGGGUGUGGGGAAUUGAACCCAGGGCCUUGCAUAUGGUAGACAAGCACAUCACCAGCCCUACCAUUCCAUUUUUUAAGGACGCAGUUUGAUGAGUUUUGACAAAAAUCUUUAGUCAAAUAAGUACGACCCCAGUUUAGAACAUUUCAAAGACCCCCCCCCAAUACUUCGCUCCUGUCUUUUGCUGUCAAACCUGCCCCUCACCCCUAAUCCCUGUCAGCCAUUGACCUGAUUUCUGUCCCUUAAGUUUCACCUUUUCCCAAAUGGAAUUAAUGGAAUCAUAUAGUAGGUAGUUGUGGCAUAACAGGAAAUAAAUGUUUGGCCUUUAUCUCCAGUUGCGGGCACACAGCUCCUAAAACCCCUGGAAUCCCUGGAGUGGUAAGAGUGCCUUUUGCAUCUAGGGACAGGAUUUGUGGCUGGGACCUGUGGAAACCUUCAGGAUGGGGGCUGAGCCCCAGAAAGACCAAGGAGUGACGAGAGGGUCAGAUUUCCAACUCCUUCAUAAAAAUCCCUAAACAACAGUCCUAGCUUGGGGGACACACUGAGGGGCCAAGAAGGUGUGCCUGGGGAGGCCCCCCAUACCUGUCCAGGACAUCUCUUCUGGCUGUUCCUGAGUCAUAUGCUUUAUAAUAAACCAGUAAGCAAAAGUGAAGGGUUUCCUCGAAUUCCGUGAGCUGUUUCAGAAAAUCAUCAAGCUUGAAGAGGGGGUCAUGGAAACACCUAGUUUAUUACCAGCCGAUCAACUACAGGGUCAGCCUUGUGAAUGGUCUGAAGUGAGGGAGUCUCAUGGGACUGAACCUUCAAAUCUGUGGAGUCUGACUCUAAUUCCUCUCACUAGUAGAAUGGUAGUGCCCCAUUGUGUAUACAUGCCACAUUUUUUUUUAUCCAUUCACCCACUGAAGGACAUCUAGGUUGGCUCCACAGUUUAGCUAUUGUGAAUUGUGCUGCUAUAAACAUUGAUGUGGCUGUGUCCCUGUAGUAUGCUGUUUUUAGGUCCUUUGGGUAUAGUCCGAGAAGAGGAAUAGCUGGGUCAAAUGGUGGUUCCAUUCCUAGCUUUCCAAGGAAUCUCCAUACUGCUUUCCAAAUUGGCUGCACCAAUUUGCAGUCCCACCAGCAGUGUAUGAGUGUACCUUUUUUCCCACAUCCUCACCAACACUUGUUGUUGUUUGUCUUCAUAAUGGCUGCCAUUCUUACUGGGGUGAGAUGGUAUCUUAGAGUAGUUUUGAUUUGCAUUUCUCUGAUUGCUAGAGAU
Messenger RNA from Marmota monax (woodchuck), 2993 nucleotides. Its product is annotated as monocarboxylate transporter 1-like. The record is from RefSeq and is a predicted model, not a curated record. The transcript has 4 exons. Gene Ontology annotation, molecular function: monocarboxylic acid transmembrane transporter activity. Lineage: Eukaryota; Metazoa; Chordata; Mammalia; Rodentia; Sciuridae. Gene Ontology annotation, biological process: monocarboxylic acid transport; transmembrane transport. Gene Ontology annotation, cellular component: membrane. The coding region runs from base 1 to 1431 and encodes 476 amino acids.